AUGUAUAAGCUGGGCCGUCGAACACGGCAUUUUGUUCAAUUGGGUGCCAUCGUUAGGCACGAGCCAUCCAUCCCUACCCCAAACACUACUCCAUCAUCCCAAUCGGACCCGAAUUCGCCCAGCUACGAAAUUAAAAUACGACGCCCGAAAUUCACGAAGCAGAAAAAUAGUACCUGUUCCACAUGUUCGACAACGAGUAGUAGCGGGCCAGGAACGCCGAGAUCGGAUAUCGUCGAGCAACAACUCGUCGACCUCAACCAAUCUUGGAAACGUUUUAACGAGACACCGAAUGGCCAACCGGAUACAUCCAUUAUCGUGUACAGGUCACAAGGCUCAAAAGCCGAACCGGAAUUUCGUCCCUUCGACCUCGACACUUACUACAUGGAGCUCAUCCUGAAGGAGGUCGAGAUCGACCCCAAGCUCAUCGGAUUU
This is a messenger RNA of Mesorhabditis spiculigera, 432 nucleotides long. The record is from the annotation of a GenBank genome assembly. Lineage: Eukaryota; Metazoa; Nematoda; Chromadorea; Rhabditida; Rhabditidae.